Molecule: messenger RNA, 1633 nt
Organism: Musca vetustissima
Lineage: Eukaryota; Metazoa; Arthropoda; Insecta; Diptera; Muscidae
Gene: PIG-S
Product: GPI transamidase component PIG-S
Exons: 8
Coding region: 2-1633 (543 amino acids)
Biological process (GO): attachment of GPI anchor to protein
Cellular component (GO): GPI-anchor transamidase complex
Source: RefSeq, a predicted model, not a curated record
GAUGGAGACAAAUAAAAACGAGGAGAAACUAUUGGAGCACAAUAAGGAAGAUGCAGCCGAAGAUAAAUUUCGCUUAUAUGCAACCAUUGCAUUUAUGACAGUGGUUAUUAUAAUUGGUGUACCUAUGUGGUGGAAAACUACUGAAGUCUAUAGAGUUGGACUCCCCUCAUCCGAUAUAAUGGAGUUAAGUGAUAAACCGCUCAAAAUUAAAAUCAAAAUUGGUAUUUUCAAUGUAAAGAAUGAAAGAGCGACACUGCUGAUAAAUGAACUGAAGGAGGAAUAUGGUAAAAGUGACAUAUGGUCUUUGGAGUUUGUACACAAAAACAACUUUGAGAAAGCCAAUACAGCGAAGACACCUGCUGCCUUGGAAGCUUUGAUACUAAAAGAGGUUAAAUUGCGCGAAGGUGAUUUUGCUUUUAUUGAAUGGCCAAAACUGCAAGAGGAAGUAUUGAUUACCAAUGAGAGGACAGCAUUAAUACGCAGUGAUGCCAGUUCCAAAAAAUUAAUGCAGGUAUUGAAUACCUAUAUUCUACAAACCCACCGAGUAAAACAAAUAUUGGCUAAAGAACAAGUGGAUUCGUUGAAAUCAGAAGCACCUCAGGCGGAAUAUGAUGUAACAGUUUCGGUAUUGAAUCCACGGCCAGAUAUAAUGGAUGCCAAGUGGCAUGUGCAAAUGGCAGUAGAAACCUACUUGAAACCCUAUUUGGAUCAAGUUUCUCACAUAUCCAAUUAUACCCUGACCACACAAUGGAAAUAUCAACUGCCGUUCGAAGCUGAUUUAAGACAAGUUCGUGAUAACACCAUAUUGAAUCGCCAUUAUGCCUUGUCUGAGUCAUCAUUGCCACACAUUAUUACAGCCAUUGAAAAGAAUUUGGGUUCAGGAAUUACCGAUAAAACUCCUUUGAAUUUGGUGGUUUAUAUUACACCAUGUGACAUUGCUCCUGUUUAUAUUUAUAAUAUGAAAAAUCAAAGAGUUUCUAAAGAUAAUAUAAACGGAUUUAUAUCACCCAAAUGGGGUGGCAUAAUUAUUGCCAAUCCUUCCGUUGAAAUAUGUCGUGCAUAUAAUGAUAAUCCUGCACAAAAAGUGGAAUUUUUUGUUCAAACCAAUGAUGUUAUGCAAAUAAUGUUACAUCAAUUACAAAAGUUGUUGGAUAUUAGCGUGGAGGUAACCACAGAAGGUGUUAAAACUGUUGCUGUUGAACAGCUAGCACCCCGCCUAUGGGAAUAUGAAUCGUAUUUAAGACGCAGUGCCAUAACCCAUAUUACAACCACCACCAACACCUUGCAAAGUUUAAUCAAAUUAUUGGAUAACAUCAGCUAUAUUGUAAUUAAUGAUGAUGUUGGUAAAGCCAUUAACUCUGCCUAUGAAUUGAUAAUCAAAUCGAAAGAAGCAUUGGCCAAUCAUGAAUUAAUGAAAGCCUCGGAAUUAGCUCAAAAGGCAUUUAUUGCUUCGGAACAGGCAUUCUUUGAUGCCAGUCUUUUGGCUCAGUUGUAUUUCCCGGAUGAACAAAAAUAUGCCAUUUAUAUCCCAUUGUUUUUACCCAUAAUGGUACCAGUGGUAACUUCAUUUAGCAUGAUGAUAAAGCUGUUGAAGAAGCAACGAGAAACCAAAGCUAAAUUGAAAACAACAUAA